This is a messenger RNA of Arabidopsis arenosa, 1395 nucleotides long. NCBI's taxonomy places the organism in Eukaryota, Viridiplantae, Streptophyta, Magnoliopsida, Brassicales, Brassicaceae. The record is from the annotation of a GenBank genome assembly.
GCUAAAGAUUGUCGCUUUAGCUUCUCCGCUUUAUAAGCAAGUAAUCUUCUUUCGUCUCUAUCUUAUUUACUCGAUUGCUUUCUGAUCUGUUGAUUCUGUGGUUAGGUUUGAUUCUUCUGGUUCUGUUUUGCUCUGUUUUUGUUGUUUAAUUCUUCUUAACAAAUAAGUGUUUAUGAGUUUGUUGAAGAUGGGUGGAGACAUGUUGGAAGAUGAUUGGGAAUUUGCGGCAUCGUCAAACCCUAAACGAACCCUAGUUCUUGUUGGCCGUACUGGUAACGGAAAGAGUGCGACAGGGAACAGUAUCCUUGGAAGGAAAGCUUUUAGGUCAAGAGCUAGAACUGUAGGAGUGACGAGCACCUGCGAGUCACAAAGAGUUGUUCAAGAAGAUGGUGAUAUCAUUAACGUUGUUGAUACUCCUGGUUUGUUUGAUUUGUCCACUGCAGCCGAUUUUAUCGGGAAAGAAAUUGUGAGGUGUAUAAGUUUGGCAGAAGAUGGGAUUCAUGCAAUAUUGUUGGUAUUCUCUGUGAGGCGGCUUGCUGAAGAGGAGCAAACUAUUCUUAGUUUCUUGCAAGCGCUAUUCGGCAGUAAAAUCGCUGAUUAUAUGAUCGUUGUUUUUACCGGUGGGGAUGAGUUGGAAGAGAAUGAGGAGACAUUGGAGGAGUAUUUGGCUGACUUUUGCCCUGAGUUUCUGAAAGAAAUUCUUGGGAUAUGUGACAAUCGGGUGGUCUUGUUUAAUAACAAGACUACUGAUAAGGUGAAGAAAGUUGAGCAAGUUCAGAAGCUUCUUUCACUUGUUGAAUCCAUUGUCAAACGGAACAAUGGAAAACCGUAUACAGAUGAGUUGUUCCAUGAGCUACAGGAAGAGGCUAUUAAGUUAAGGGGUCAGAAAAAGGAGGUUGAAGCGUUGAAGGGUUACUCGAAUAAUGAGAUAUCUGAGUUCAAGAAGCAGAUUGAUAUGUCUUAUGACCGGCAGCUUAGCCGUAUCACAGAGAUGGUGGAGACAAAGCUGAGAGAAACAGCAAAGAGGCUGGAGCAGCAACUGGGUGAAGAGCAAGCCGCAAGAAUUGAAGCGGAAAAGAAGGUAAACGAAGUUCAGAAACGGUCGAGCGAUGAGAUUAAGAAGCUCAGAGAGAAUCUGGAGAGGGCUGAAAAAGAGACAAAGGAGCUCCAGAAAAAACUGGGAAAGUGCAUCAAUCUUUGAUGCUGAAAUAUCAAGAAAGCUUCAUUUGAUAAGGGUUUCAUAUGGUUUUUUCAAGUUUUAUCAUCAAAGACUUAUGCAUAUGUAUAUUUCCCAUCCUUAUUCUCCUCGACUGUCGUGACAAAUUUCAUUCUUUUGUUUUUUCUUUGGUGGAACUUUAUUUGGUUUUCAAUUCUGAAUUAAGAACUUAGUCUUGA